This is a messenger RNA of Archocentrus centrarchus (flier cichlid), 962 nucleotides long. It is a transcript of the gene stm, whose product is annotated as starmaker. NCBI's taxonomy places the organism in Eukaryota, Metazoa, Chordata, Actinopteri, Cichliformes, Cichlidae. The coding region runs from base 72 to 962 and encodes 296 amino acids. The record is from RefSeq and is a predicted model, not a curated record. The transcript is spliced from 12 exons.
UCUUUCAGCAGACUUUAGGAACACUUUAUUUUCUCCUCAUCAGAGCUUCCAUCGACCUGUGGAAUAUCAACAUGCUGCGGCGGUCUGUUGUGUUGCUGCUCUUUGCUUUCUUUGCUGUUUCACUUGCAGCUCCAGUCCAGAAAAAAUCAGAUGAGGGAGGCAGAACAGGUGACCCUGUAACAGCAGAGCCAGCUCCUUCAGUUGAUGCCACUGAGUCACCAGCUGGUUCAGACCUCAGCAGUGAAGGUGAUGCCAUGACUGAGAGUGAUGAAGUUCCUUCAGUUCACGCCACUGAGUCACCAGCUGGUUUAGACCACAGCAGUGAAGGUGAUGGUUUGAAGGACAGCAGUGAAGGUGAUGGUUUGAAGGACAGCAGUGAAGGUGAUGGUUUGAAGGACAGCAGUGAAGGUGAUGGUUUGAAGGACAGCAGUGAAGGUGUUGGCGUGAAGGACAGCGAUGAAGGUGAUGGCAUGAAGGACAGCGAUGAAGAUGCUGCAGGACAGUCUGAAGAUUCUUCAGAGGAGAUAACUGAAACACAAGAGACUGAUGAAUCUGCACAUGAAGACACAGAAGACAGCGCUGCUACCGACACUGACUCUGACAUAGAGACUGAACCAGCAACUAAUGGUGACAAAAAAGAUGGGGGGGAGGCAGAGAGUGAUGAAGGGCAGGAGGUGAAGGGCGGGGGAGAUGAAAUCAGUGAAAGAGAAGACAGUGAGGAGGAGGAGGUGCACAGCACAGAAAAGAAUAGCAAAGAGGAAAGAGUAUCACCAGUUGAAGAAGACCAUGAGAUGAAUGAUAGUGAGCCCAAAGACACGGAGGAGGAGAAAGAUGUUCAGGAGGAGGAGACAGAAGAGGAGAAAGAAGAAGAGGAGAAAAAGAAGGAGAUGAAAGAGGAGGAGGAGGAGGAAGAGGUAGAGGUGGAAAAAGAAGAGAAAGAGAAGGGGGAAAAGGAGGAAUGA